Theobroma umbraticum is the source of this 2072-nucleotide messenger RNA. Its product is annotated as serine carboxypeptidase-like 27. NCBI's taxonomy places the organism in Eukaryota, Viridiplantae, Streptophyta, Magnoliopsida, Malvales, Malvaceae. The record is from RefSeq and is a predicted model, not a curated record. Gene Ontology annotation, molecular function: serine-type carboxypeptidase activity. Gene Ontology annotation, cellular component: vacuole. Gene Ontology annotation, biological process: proteolysis.
UUAGGAUUCUUUGGGAAACUCAGGAGAUAUUUUGGGAUCUGGAUGUCAUGAGUUUUGUUUCUUGUUGCUGUUAGUUUGGCUUAGUUUGUUCUUAAUACUCUGAUGUUUUAGAAUUCUGUGGAUUAAGUUACUUGAGCAAACUUCAAAGUAACUGUUUUUUCUGGUUAUUGUUGUUACUGAGUUUUCUUUUGUUUUUGUCUAUUUUUGUACUGUCAUUGUGUCAUUUGACUUGUCUCUUUCCCUUUCUCUCUCUCUUGUUUCACUUCAAAUUUACAUUUUUACUAAACCCCGUUUUCUAGGAUUUCCAAAAGGUUCCAUCUUUGAAAACCCAGAGCUUGUUUUUGUUGCUUCUUCAUUGGUUACAGUUUACUCAACCCCAUGUUCUAGGAUUCACCAAAAAUUCCUUCUUUGAAAGCCCAGAAGUGUUUUGGAUUUGUGAUUCUGGGUUUUGCUUGUUUUGUGAAUUCUUGAUUGGUUUAUUAAUGGGCCAGUCAAGGUUCAUUGUUUUUUCCUUUGUGCUUUUCUUUUGCUGUACUUGUUUUUGUUCUUCUUUUGGAGAUCAAAAUUUGGAUAAAAUCACUGAGUUACCUGGACAGCCAAAGAAUGUUGAAUUUAAUCAGUAUUCAGGAUAUGUGACAGUAAAUGAACAAGCUGGAAGGGCAUUAUUUUACUGGUUGAUUGAGUCACCAGUGAGCCGUAGUCCUGAGACAAAACCACUUGUUUUGUGGCUUAAUGGAGGACCUGGUUGCUCUUCUGUUGCUUAUGGAGCAGCUGAAGAGAUUGGUCCUUUUCAUAUUAGACCUGAUGGAAAGACCCUUUACUUGAAUCGUUAUGCUUGGAACAACUUGGCAAAUAUGCUAUUCCUUGAAUCUCCAGCUGGUGUUGGUUUUUCAUACACAAACACGACAUCAGAUUUAUACACUGCCGGUGACAGGAGAACUGCUGAAGAUGCAUAUGCUUUCUUAGUUAAUUGGUUUGAAAGGUUUCCACAGUACAAGCAUAGAGAUUUCUACAUUGCUGGAGAAAGUUAUGCAGGUCAUUAUGUUCCUCAAUUGUCUCAAAUUGUUUAUGAAAGAAACAAAGGGAUUCAGAAUCCUGUUAUCAAUUUCAAGGGAUUUUUGGUUGGAAAUGCUGUUACUGAUGACUACCAUGAUUUUGUUGGCACAUUUGAGUACUGGUGGACUCAUGGUUUGAUAUCUGAUUCAACCUAUAGAAGUCUGCGAGUUGCCUGUGACUUGGGAUCCUCUACACAUCCAUCCUUGCAAUGCAUGAGUGCUCUCAGAGUUGCUCAAGUGGAACAAGGAAACAUUGAUCCAUAUAGCAUCUUCACACAGCCUUGCAAGGAUACUGCAACUCUCAAACGGAACAUGAGGGGUCAUUAUCCAUGGAUGUCAAGAGCUUAUGAUCCAUGCACUGAGAGGUAUUCUAAAGUGUACUUUAAUCGCCCGGAAGUCCAGAAGGCUCUACAUGCAAAUGUAACUGGGAUUUCCUAUCCAUGGCAAACAUGCAGUGAUCUUGUUGGAAACUACUGGGCAGAUGCUCCUCUCUCUAUGCUUCCUAUAUACAAAGAACUAAUUGCUGCUGGUCUUAGGAUAUGGGUAUACAGUGGAGACACUGAUGCAGUGGUUCCUGUGACUGCAACUCGAUACUCCAUUGAUGCUCUGAAGCUACCUACUGUUACCAAUUGGUACCCGUGGUAUGACAAUGGGAAGGUUGGUGGGUGGAGCCAAGCAUACAAAGGGCUGACAUUUGUAACAGUAACUGGAGCAGGUCACGAGGUUCCACUCCAUCGUCCCCGUCAAGCUUUCAUCCUUUUCAGAUCAUUUUUGGAGAACAAGCCAAUGCCGAGGCCAUGAAAGAAGUCGAAAAAAGAGAUUUACUCUUCUCGUGUGCCCCUCCAUUCUUGCCUACUCUGUUCCUUUUCCUGGAUGCGUCCAAGUAAAAAGGAAAAUGCAGAGAGAUUUGGAGUUUGAGUUUAGAAUACAAACUUUGCCAAAAUUGUAGAAUAUUUGUAUGAAUUCUAUUCUUUAUAAGACUUAAAAUAAUGAAACAGAAAAUGUUGAUCAAAACCA